UUCAGGAGAUCUCAGUUGUGAUACUUCAACCACAGCAUGAAUACAGAAGAGCUUACUUCGGAUAUUGCUGAACUACAGUCACUUCUGCGAGUUUCUCAGAGACCAAACAUUCAAGGCUGGAUCAAGUGCAAGAUAGAAGAGACAGAAAGAGAGUUGAAAAAGCUGUCAGAGUCUCAGACAUUAAAUUCUGAGCCAACUGGAUCUGCUUCUAAGCCGGUGAAUGCUGAGAAGUCGUCUCCUUCGAGUCUUCCGACUGUGAAAGUCACAAAUUACGGUUGGGACGAGUCGGACAAGUUCGUCAAAGUGUACAUAACACUGAAGGGAGUUCAAGAUGUUAAUCCAACUACAAUCCAUCACAGCUUUUACAACUACGGCUAUGAUAUCACGGUGUCCAAUUUCUCUGGUAAAAAUUACACCAUGACUAUGAAAGGCUUACGCGACGAAAUCGUGCCUGAAUCCAGUCAGAUUAAGCAGAAGCAGGAUAUGCUCUUAGUAAUGAUGAAGAAGAAAACAGAAGGAAAGAAGUGGGAACAGCUUACAAAACUAGAAUAUGAUGAGAAACAGAAAAGAAAACCAAAGUUCGACGAAAAGUCGAUGGACGACGAUCCACAGGCGUCGUUAAUGAACAUGAUGAAGCAGAUGUAUGAGGAGGGAGAUGAUGAAAUGAAAAGGACAAUCCGAAAAGCAUGGCACGAGGGUCAAAACAAAAGAAACACUGCGGAUAUGCCAUCGUUAGCCGACAUGUAAACCUUGUGCCAAGUUUCAAGACAAGAUGUUUUUGUUGUUGUUGUAUGGCCUUUAUUUUCUUAUCCGAGUUACAUCCCCAGUUUCUUUCUAGCCAAUCUUUCUGGUUAAUCAUAUAAUAUUUUGUACAGAAAUGUGCAUAUGCCAUGAGU
This is a messenger RNA of Cylicocyclus nassatus, 896 nucleotides long. Lineage: Eukaryota; Metazoa; Nematoda; Chromadorea; Rhabditida; Strongylidae. The record is from the annotation of a GenBank genome assembly.